AUGAUGGCUUCUCCUACCACAGACAAAGACACAGACACGGGCAUAGACACCCCUGCUGCUCUGAGCUCUGAGCAGCUUCGGGCUCUCUUUGAUAUCCUCACCCACCACGAAACCUACGCCGAGGCCGAGAGCUUCAAGGACCCGGCCGCCAUCACCAAAUACGGAUAUCCAUUCUCGCCGAGUCCGAGCACUCCGAAUGGCAAGUCGGCGUCGCCGGUGCUGCAGCACCUCCUCACCAAGGUCGUCCUCCCCGUCCCGGGCGUCAGGGAUCUGCCCCCGGAGUUCUGGAACGUCAAGUUCCGCGGCAUAAUGAUCAAGAUGGGCGAGGCGAACCUGUCAGAGAGCUACGACAAGGGCGCGCUGGGUACUAGGAAGACCCUCGCGACGGCAUCCUCUGUGAUUCACGAGUCCGUGACCCGCGGCCUGCUCGGCGGCAUUCCAGGGGGAGAACGUCGCGAUUUAGAGGAGCAUUUCGACACAAAGACUCCUGAAGGUCUGGCAAGCGCCUGGGAGGAUUGUGUGCAUGAACUUGUCCACGGGAAUCUGGUCGAUGAGCUGUUUGACCAAGCAGUCCGCACGGAGAAAGUUGACGAGCAUUCGCCAGCUGUCCAGGCCGCUAUCGACUACGCUAUCAUCCAUAUCGCAUCUUUUGCACACCACGUGUUUGUUCUCUCGGCGGAAGGACAGUAUCUUCUGAAGCUCCUUGAAAACGUGCACAAGUUGAUUCCAUAUUCCAUGAUCAGACAGACGCUGCGCAUCAGCAACGCUGCAACCAUGAUAGAUGGCAUGAUCAAGCUGCUUCUCGCAAAAGUAGGUGUUGGUGCCAUCUCAAAUUGGAUGGGCCUCACCAAGGACGCAGAUGAGGGCAUGAACUUGCUGCAGAGAAUCAUCUCGCUCGUCUUAUCCUGGGAUAGUAGUGAAUUCCGGAAAGCCGCUGACAAAAUUGAAUCCAGCAAGGAUGGCCCGAGCAAGGAGCAACUGGCUGCCAUAAAGCAGCACAUCCAGUCCCCAAUCGAAAAGCUCAAUGCAGUAAGAGAGCAGAGCAUUAAGGAAGACAUUUCCAUUGUGAAUGCGAUAUUCAAUGAAACAGACCCGACGCUUGCAAGCUCCCUCACCCCCUCACAGCAUACCCAGUGCCUCGAAUACUACUCUGCUCAGUUAUCAAACCGCGACCGCGAGGAGAUCAUCAAGGUGCUGUGCAGACAAAAUCCCGACUUGUUCACGGGUGCCAUAAGAGAUGCGGUCUCAUCGUUUGACAACAUCAUCAGAGUGAUACACAACAAGGUGGACCUACGAGAGCAUAUCAGCGCCAUGGAAAGCUUCCUCAACGACGUCAUUGAGACGAGCAAGCCGAAGAAGGCGGACAACGGGAAGAAGGGUGACACAAAAGUGACAACGCCACCCACUGUGGAGGAUUACACUCUGCUUCUACGCAGAAACAGACAUCUACUCUACAGAUACCUCCACCAGUUCGCCGAGAACUGCCCCGAUAUCAGAGAGAAGUUUCGCAAGUGGGCGAACGAUACCAUUAAACAGUUCAGGCAAGCACACGCAGCAGGCGAGUCAGCAAAGGUGCAGAACGGCAGCGCAAAUGGCAGCGCUGUUGGCGAGAAGGAGGCAAAGGUUGCUCGCGAGGCCACGACUGGCGCGGGAGCCAUGAGUGAAAUCUUCCAAUCGAUGUUCACCGAGCUGCCAGAGGACACGAAGCAGGCAGUGCUGCAAUCACUGGACGCUCACCGUCAAUACCUUUCGUCACUGGAGGACAUAUCGACAGAUCGGAUGCGGCGAAUCCUCAACAAAAUCAGUGACGAGGCGAGCCCAGAGAGCGGCAGCAUGAGCGGGCCGGGGGUCUACCUGAUUCGAUGGCAGACGCUACUCGAUGAUACUCUGAUCACCCCGGAGACGAUAAAGGGGCCGAUACGACAUGGAAAGGAUGUAAAGGGAUUUAGGACGCUAGGCAAGACCGUUGCUGUUGGGGCCAAGGACAGCUGGGAUGCAGGCGCCAUCACCGAGCAGGAGGAGAGCAUUAUACCUGAAGCCCCUGAUGUCACUGUCGUGUGGAGGGCGUUCGAGUCGCAAUUCAAGGAUGUAGUGGCCGACCUCACGCCCACUGCAGACUAA
Messenger RNA from Phaeoacremonium minimum UCRPA7, 2121 nucleotides. RefSeq lists its product as hypothetical. Lineage: Eukaryota; Fungi; Ascomycota; Sordariomycetes; Togniniales; Togniniaceae. The coding region runs from base 1 to 2121 and encodes 706 amino acids. The record is from RefSeq and is a predicted model, not a curated record. Gene Ontology annotation, molecular function: phosphatidylinositol binding. The transcript has 2 exons.